Molecule: messenger RNA, 1923 nt
Organism: Hermetia illucens (black soldier fly)
Lineage: Eukaryota; Metazoa; Arthropoda; Insecta; Diptera; Stratiomyidae
Exons: 3
Coding region: 1-1854 (617 amino acids)
Source: RefSeq, a predicted model, not a curated record
AUGUCUGCCAGAGUGUUAAUCUUUUUAGUGCUUUUCCAGAUUCAUUUGUGCUACAAGAAAAAUUCGCAAACUAUCUCCGUCGAUUCAGCAAACUUGACCAAACUUAAAGAAGUUUUUCGUUGGAUAUUGACACAAAAUAGUGACAUUUACGAAGUCAAGAUAUAUGAUAAUAGUAGUUUGGCUACUUCUGUUAAUGAAAUGCUGCGGUACUCCCAAAUCCCACGUGUUGUAACUACCAAAAAUACGAAGCGAAAAUAUCAAUCUGCCCCCAUUCAAUUUCAAGACAAUUUCCUAUUUGUGCUGUUUUCCGAAAAUGUCACGUUUGUCCCGAUAAUUAUUUCAGAGGGAAUGUCUUUACAGCACUUGGUCAAUCGGUCGAAAAUUCUAGUGGUACUUGAAAGAGAGGUGGACUUGGUGGACGUGGAAAAUAUGUUCAGAAGUUUAUGGAAUUCCGCAGUUCUGAACAUAAUUGUGCUCCAAUUAAAGUAUGAUGGUUCGGUCCUUGCUUUCACCUACAAUCCAUUUAAAAAUCAGUUUCUAGUGAAAAUUGAACUGAAUCGUAAAGCAAUCUUUUAUCCGGACAAGUAUCGAAAUAUGUUUGGGAGGAAUUUAGAAUUGAUCACUUUCCAGAUAGUGCCAGACACUGUGAAGAUAUUUUGGAAGGAUAGUUGGAUUUGGCUGGGCGUUGCAGUCGAGAUGGCACCGUUAAUUGCCGCAUAUUGUAAUGCAACCCCUGUUGUUCUAAUGCUGCAAAAUGCGCCGUAUGGAGUGGAGCUGUUCGCAAAUGAAAGUUUCUCCUACGUAACUGGCGGGGUGGCUCUGAAGAUUCAGAAAAGUAAGAUUUUAAUAACACCCCAACGAGGAUUUACAGGACCAUCCCUUCUAUUUGAUCACACAUACCCAUUUGAACUGGGAAUGAAAAUAAUUUUGGUGCCCAAAGCGCGGAUUUUGCCAUCCUUUUUGAUAUUUUUCGAAAACUCCAAAUUAGGAGUUGUAAAUUUGGUACUGAUAUCGAUGGUGGUGGUAGCUGUUGCAUUGAAGAUAUCUCUGAUAAUCUUGGGAUUUCGUACUAAUGUACAGGAUCUGUGUUUUAAACUUUUUGCAACGUUCAUGUCUCAAGGAAAUGUUGGUUUGAGUGCUAUGUUACCCGUUCGCAUAAUAUUCGCAUCCUGGCUUCUAUUUUCCCUGAUAUUAACUGCAACCCUCAGUGGUGAAAUUCUACAUAGUUUUAUUGUCACUGUCUAUGGAAGAGACAUUAAUGAUCCAGCGGAGGCUCUUCAAAUUCCACAUUGGAAUUUUUAUACAUUCGUUGACUAUGUACACAUUUUAACAAAGAAAAGAUCCAAUUUUCAAAAGCUCUUCAGUAAACGAGUUCGUGGACUUCCAAAAGAAAUAUUGUACGAAAAAGCAUUCAAUGCUACUGGAUAUGAUGCGUUUAUUGUUUCAGAAUCUGUAGCGAAUUUCAUCAUUGCAAAAGUUGGCCAGCAUUCAUAUCAUAAAACUAGGGGUAUUGUCCAGGACUUAUACUCGUAUUACGUCAAACGUGGAUCACCGUUCUUCACUACAUUCAAUGGAUUAAUACAGAAAUUGUUCCAGUCAGGUUUGGAAGGACAUUGGGCUCGGAAAACGACAUGGUACGACCAUCAGCUUAAAUUUAACACCCAAUCGAAAAACGCGUUAACCUUCCGUGAAUUUUUGAAAAUAUUGAAAAUGUUUAGUAUUUGCCUUAGUCUUAGCGUUGUCGUUUUCAUUUUGGAACAUGCUGUAGUCCUUUCGAAACGUCUAUUUCGUAAAAUUAAAUUGAGAAAUUGCAAAUUAAUGAAAACAAAUGUUAAACAAAAGCCAAUCCAUUAAAAUGGGGUAAUCACGGUUUUUUGAAUUCAACAAAAUUUGUUUUUAUAAUUCACUUGAUUGAAAAAUAUA